AAUUAUUCAAUUACUUGACAAUGAUACGUCUCUCACCCUGUCCCUCCCCUUACAGACAACAACCAAUCAUCAACAAGAGGAAGUCACAGCUCGAGGGAAUUUACGCCUCCCUCAGGCAACCAGCAGUCCAACAGCAGAUACAACACCCAGCACUACAACCAGAGGACAUCCAACACCUUCCAGAGGAUCAGCUGACAACGAAGAAUUCAACAUUCCUGAUGUUGAAUUGCCCCCGGGAUGUUUGAAACGUAGACAUUUUAGCGCCCAAAUAGCAAUGAAGGCCCCCGGUCAGGCCAAAAGGUCGACAGCGACACCUCGGGUCACUAGGCCCCGAGCUGACCCCGGAAGUACCGAAACUCGCCCAGUUCAUCGUAGAUCCUCAGCGAGCGCGAUACAGGCAACCAGGAGGGAGCGCGCCUACCUCAGGGCGGCCAAUGCGUGGCUGCGGUGGGAGGACGAGGAGGGUGAAUCCCUAGAUGGCGAAAAUAUUUUCGCCAUCCAGGAAAAGGAAGGAGGAUCCAGGCGAAGGAUUGGCGAAAAUAUUUUCGCCAUCCAGGAAAAUAUUUUCGCCAAUCCUUCGCAAAUCCUGGAUGGCGAAAAUAUUUUCGCCAUCCAGGAUUUGCACGCCAGGGCCUCCAAAUGGCUGGCGGAUGCCGAGGACGAGGCUUACAUGGCCGGAGCUUGUUGGGAGGGAGGUGUCGGCCCGGACACCCCGAGAGCGCGGUGGGUCCGCGCUCUGAGGCGCGUGGCCUGGAGGCCGAGGGCGAGCAGACGCUUGCCUUAUACGACGUGGAGGAUGCCUGGAGUCUCAGGGUCCUCUUCGGGGACGAGCCCGCCCAGCCCGACCUGACCCAGGAGAAUUGGGACCUGGAGCAGUGGGACUGAGGCUACUGCCUCACCCCCUUUCCCAUUUAAUUUUAAAUUGAAAAAAUAAAUAAAAAAAUCUGUAUUUUCCAUUUUAAGUUUUUUACAAAUAAAAUGAAAUUUUUAAAUCAAUUUUUUCUUGUUUAUUUAUUUCCUUUAGUUUUAAAUUAGAACAGAGACUUAAGAAGAACAAAAAAAAAAAUUUUUAAUUCAAUUUGAAUAUUUUUAAAAAAUUUGUAUUUUAGUUUUAAGUUUUAUUAGAUAAAAA
Messenger RNA from Diachasmimorpha longicaudata, 1132 nucleotides. RefSeq lists its product as uncharacterized. The transcript has 3 exons. Lineage: Eukaryota; Metazoa; Arthropoda; Insecta; Hymenoptera; Braconidae. The coding region runs from base 275 to 850 and encodes 191 amino acids. The record is from RefSeq and is a predicted model, not a curated record.